AUGCCCGUAGGCUCCAUUGGCUAUUGGUGCCUGUUUGGUAGUCCAGAGUUCAGUACAACCAUCAAGCUGAUGCCCGUAGGCUCCAUUGACUAUUGGUGCCUGAUUGGUAGUCCAGAGUUCAGUACAACCAUCAAGCUGAUGCCCGUAGGCUCCAUUGGUGAUUGGUGCCUGUUUGGUAGUCCAGAGUUCAGUACAAACAUAAAACUGAUGCCCAUAGGCUCCAUUGGUGAUUGGUGCCUGUUUGGUAGUCCAGAGUUCAGUACAACCAUCAAGCUGAUGCCCGUAGGCUUCGUUGGCUAUUGGUGCCUGUUUGGUAGUCCAGAGUUCAGUACAACCAUCAAGCUGAUGCCCGUAGGCUCCAUUGGCUAUUGGUGCCUGUUUGGUAGUCCAGAGUUCAGUACAAACAUAAAACUGAUGCCCGUAGGCUCCAUUGGCUAUUGGUGCCUGUUUGGUAGUCCAGAGUUCAGUACAACCAUCAAGCUGAUGCCCGUAGGCUCCAUUGGCUAUUGGUGCCUGUUUGGUAGUCCAGAGUUCAGUACAACCAUCAAGCUGAUGCCCGUAGGCUCCAUUGGCUAUUGGUGCCUGUUUGGUAGUCCAGAGUUCAGUACAACCAUCAAGCUGAUGCCCGUAGGCUCCAUUGGCUAUUGGUGCCUGUUUGGUAAUCCCGAGUUCAGUACAACCAUCAAGCUGAUGCCCGUAGGCUCCAUUGGCUAUUGGUGCCUGUUUGGUAGUCCAGAGUUCAGUACAACCAUCAAGCUGAUGCCCGUAGGCUCCAUUGGUGAUUGGUGCCUGUUUGGUAGUCCAGAGUUCAGUACAAACAUAAAACUGAUGCCCAUAGGCUCCAUUGGUGAUUGGUAUCUGUUUUGUAAUCCAGAGCACAGCACGUUAUUCUUGCUUCAACUUCCAGGCUUUUGGUUUUUGUGGUUUCUUUUGAUUCCAAAUUGGUUGUUGGCGUCUGUUUGGUAA
Messenger RNA from Liolophura sinensis, 966 nucleotides. RefSeq lists its product as uncharacterized. NCBI's taxonomy places the organism in Eukaryota, Metazoa, Mollusca, Polyplacophora, Chitonida, Chitonidae. The record is from RefSeq and is a predicted model, not a curated record. The transcript has a single exon. The coding region runs from base 1 to 966 and encodes 321 amino acids.